Molecule: messenger RNA, 1258 nt
Organism: Hyaloscypha bicolor E
Lineage: Eukaryota; Fungi; Ascomycota; Leotiomycetes; Helotiales; Hyaloscyphaceae
Exons: 3
Coding region: 315-1160 (281 amino acids)
Molecular function (GO): acetylpyruvate hydrolase activity
Source: RefSeq, a predicted model, not a curated record
UCAGUCGCAUAGCGUCAAUGAAAGAGAUAAGUCGAAGCAGAGAUAUGGAGUUCGCCUCCGAAGCCUCCGGGGAUGCGAGAGUGACAAUGCGGGCCAAUUUAAUUGCUCCGCGACCCCCGACCCCACCUCCCACUCUUCCAAGUCCCAGUGCUGGUCAAGUUGACAUCCUUUCCUAACGAUCCACCAAUGACGACUUGUUCAUGAUCAGAAUCUAGCAUAUUCCACCCACGUUUCCAAUAACGCUUCAUCGAAAAAUUAUCAUUCUUUACGUCCUAGACUUCACCUGCCACGUUCCCUGCCAUACAUAUAUCAAGAUGGGUGUCACGAACUUCGUCCGAUUUGAAGAUGACCAGCGUAAUGUUUUAUACGGAGAGGCUCAUGCCUCAGCAGUUGGCGGCAAUUUGGAGGGAGCCUUAGUGACGGUCCUUUCUGGAGAUCCGUUUAGUGGCUUCACAUCAACGGGCGAGAAAUCCAUGAUCAAAAAGCUUCUCUGCCCCCUCGAAACAACACCAAUCAUAAUGUGCAUUGGUUUAAACUAUGCGCGCCAUGCAAGAGAGGCCAAUCUCGCCGUCCCCUCAAACCCUGUGGUAUUCACCAAACCCGCAGACGCCAUGGCCGGACCUUACGACGAUAUCCCAAUCCAUCCAGACGCCCAAUCCCAACUCGACUACGAAGGCGAAAUGUGCGUGAUCAUCUCUCAAGACGCAAAGAAUGUUUCCGAAGCCGAUGCCCUUUCCUACGUACUCGGCUACACUGUAGGCAACGACGUGUCCGCGCGCAACUACCAACUCCCCGCCUCCGUCUCCGGGAAUCAGUUCUCGUACGCCAAAUCUUUCGAUUCCUUUGCGCCGAUUGGCCCUACCGUUCUUCUUGCUCCCGGGGUGGAUCCCCAAGCGCUGAAAUACACGACGAAAGUCAAUGGGGAAAUCAGACAAGAAACAGGCACUGAUGAUAUGAUCUGGAGCAUGAAGCAGAUUAUUGCUCAUUUGAGCCGAGGUACCACUUUGAGGAGGGGAACGCUGAUUAUGACGGGUACGCCCAGUGGGGUUGGCUUGUUUGUUGAGCCUAAGGGAGCGGGGUUUCUGAAGGAUGGGGAUGUGGUUGAGAUUGAGCUUGAGGGCAUCGGUGCUAUUAGGAAUAGGAUGGCCUUCGAGAAGUAAUGCUAAGUUGAAUCUGACUAGUCUGUUCGCUCCUCCUCCAAUGCUUAUAAAUCAUACAACUAUCCUUGCAAGUUGCCUGAGGAAGGAAAUGUAUUGGA